Poecilia reticulata (guppy) is the source of this 4225-nucleotide messenger RNA. RefSeq names its product chromosome 11 C6orf47 homolog (gene c11h6orf47). Lineage: Eukaryota; Metazoa; Chordata; Actinopteri; Cyprinodontiformes; Poeciliidae. The record is from RefSeq and is a predicted model, not a curated record.
CACGGUCUUCCGGUGACUUUUAUUUUGAAGGUUAAUCUGUUGCGUCGCCUUCCGUAAGGCAGCAGACCUGUAGUUGGAGAUGCGGGGCAUCAGUCUUCUUCAGGUUGACUAUUUAGUUUCUCUUCGACUUCAGGCACUUUAAAACUACGCGGCCUAUAUGUUAAGAAUGUAGCAGCCAUCUGAGGCAAAGCGUACAAGGGCAGCAGCAGAUGUGAUAAGCUAACCUGGCCGAAAAGGUGUGAGAUUCGGAGUAAUGCCUUUCGGAAUACCGGGAGUCCAGGAAGUUCGUCUCGAAACCCCAAAAUUGAACAGUAGCUGGGAAUAAGCUUAGCUGGGUGUCAUACUGACUUACUGAAAACAACCUGGAGUGUUAUAAACAUAGCAAAAUGCUAUGUUUAUAACUGAUGGCUUUGUAUAGGAGAGAUUCUGCUUCUCAAGGGCAGAUUUAGCGAUGUACGGAGGCCAAGUCGCCUCUUGAAUUGCUGAACGGGUCCAACACGUCCGGGUGUGUCUGGCCCGGGAACGUUCUUUUUGCCUUGGCUUGAAUCUUGGACUAUUGGCAUUAGAGAAACUGCAGAGGACGAUUAUCUCUCCAAUUCGUUUUGGUUAAACUUUUAAUAAGUAAUGUCUUCUAUAGUGGGAAGAGUGUGGGGGUGGGUGCGCUUCUGGGGCAGUUGUACCUCACAAAAUACCCCAACGUUGUGUCAAAAGCAGCAUGCUAAAGGUAACUGGGGAUCUUGGAUGUGGGGAGGGUGGAGAAAAGGAAGUGACCAGAGUGCUCUAGGAGAGGAGUACUGGGAGGCACAGGAGAAAUUGCAACCCAUGGAAAUAGAAGAUCUUGGCUCAGGAAAACCAGAGACGGAGCUACAGGUGUCCAGGUGGUGGAGCAAAUAUCUCCCCACAUCAUAUCUGUGGUCAAGAAAAGUUGCUAAAAGCAGCCUGAGACAAAGGAAAGGUGACAGUCGAAGGGGAGAUCAAGGUGAUGUUGACGGGGACUUUUCUGAUUAUGGAACUCCUCCCCCAUCUCCCACUCCUUCUCAGCUGACCUCUCCAUUCAGAUUUUUCACAGAUAGCUGGAAUUUGGAGAUUAUACCAGAACACUAUGAGAUUUGCUUCAACUUCCUUCGGCAUUUGUUUGACCUAUUUGUAGUUGCCUUCCUGUGGACUGUGUCCCCUCCUGCCAAACUGAUCCUGGAGGUGUUUGGUGUCCAGGGAGCUCUGAGGCUGUGGUUUCAUGGCAUGGCCAUGUUUUUUGUCUCAACAGCUGGAAUGGCAGGAUUGCUGUGGUUGAUUCAGGAGUAUCUCCCUCAGUUUGCUUUGAUCUAUGGCAUCAUACAAGCAUUGGUGAUCUCUGUCAGUGUACGACAAAGUGUAAUUCUUGGAGUGGAAGAAGACAAAGAAAAUAUCCAGGAGGUGAAAGAGACUGGUGAAAAGAAAGACACAACAGACAAUGGAGAUAAGCUUUUUUCUAAGGAUCUGCUGAAGACGAGCUUAGCCUAAGGUGAUGCAGGAGUUCAGCUGCUUCAGCCUUUCUCCAAAUGUUUGACUCCACAGACACUGACAGAUUGUCUAUAGCACUAAAUUCAUUAGUUAUAAUCAUAGUUCACUUUGAUUUAGUUUGGAGAAGUUGUUUCUCUUUGUUUUGCCUUAAAUAGAGUCUGUAUUCUGCAAACAUCUACUCAUCACCAUGAAUGUUUAUUAUACAACAGUAAAUGCUGAGAAUGCUGUAUGUCAAAUACCAGGACUUGGUGCCUGUACUGAUAUUUACAUUUCAUUUGUUGUCUUUUACUUUUCUCAUUGUAUACAGUGGCUCUCAAAAGUCUACUUCCUCUGAUGAAAAUACCCAUUAUUGUGAUGUGAAAAAUAUGAUCAUGGUAAAUCAUUUAAAUAUUGUAACAUAAAAUGUUCUGCACAGUUCAAAUGGACAAUAGGAAAAGUAGAAAAGGUGCAAUAGUUGCACAUUGAGUUGCAGAAGUGUUUUUGUUCCAUCUUUUUCUUCGCACCAUUAAAUCCUUUGUCCCUCUGCAAAUUACGGCUUAAGCUAAAGGUGGAGAAUGUUUGAAAUGAUUCCUCAUCGUCUCUACAUCACUAAACCCUGCUGAUGUAACAGGUUUGUAGACUUUUAAGAGCCACUGUGAUGAACCAGCUGUAAGAUUUUAAAUUGAAACAAAUUAACAGGAAAAGUUCAUACGACGCACAACAUACACUCCAAAUUAAAAUCAUCACCUUACCUCUUAUUAGUCUGACUUUCCCUCCCAAGUGACAUGCAAUUAAGACAUUUUAGUGUUGCUAAGCAGAGGAUUUACUGAAGGUGAAUUUGAGAAGUACUAACUGCAUAUUUAGUCUCACUACAAGUUGUACUGAAAAAUAUAAUGGUGCAUCUAAUGUAUGUAACUUUCAUGAAAAAUGUAUAUUUGUUGAAACUGUCAUGACAUGGUGACAGUAUGUAUGAGACGGACAAUCUGAAAAUAUCGAGCUCCUCUGGCUUCUCCAGUGUUUCCAACACCACCAGAGCCUGGAGGAGAGUCUCUGCUGUCAAUCACUCAUGUACAUGCAAUACUCUCAGCUACAUCUUCUACUCAAGAGCACAGCCUGUCAUGAAUGCCAAGGCUUGUUAGCAUGGCCACCAAUGACAGCAGAUAAACAGUUUUUCUUUAAUGCUAAGUUGUUUCUCCACCAUUUGCACAUUGAGUUGCACAUACAUAAGCAUGGUUGACAGUGCUGAGAGACUCCUCUCUGUUUUGUAAUGAAAGCAGUGCAUUUCUUCAGAUGCCAGUAGCAGAACAGGAUCAGUUCUUUCACAGGUUAUCUGUCUCGUACUGUCGCAACAUGUACAACUUUUUUUUUUUUUCCAUUUUAACAAAACUUUUUUUUUUUUAAAUGAAAGUUACAUACUGCAGCUUUACACGUCUGUUUAACAGAAGAGGAACAAUCCAGUUAGUCUUGAACAUCUUAUUUUGUCCUAUUAUUGGAACUUUAACACUUCAAUCUAGAUUUAUUUCUUGUGAUGUAUUUUGUUGGACUGUGGUUUCAUGUUAAGGUACUUUUGCUGUUGUGAAUAUCAGACUUUAAUUCAGGAAUUGAAAACCUGUGAGGCUUUUGGAGCAUCCAGUACACACAUUCUAAACCAUACUAUUCAUAUGACCUAAAUAUGUCUUUUACUUUCAAUUGAUUACAUAUUUGGAUUAUAAUAACAAUGUAGAUUAUGUGGGAAUAAGUGAUUGGUUCAUUGCUUUCCAAGCUACAGAGAAACUGGCUUUACCUGAAAUAAAUUCUGCUUUCUCAACAUUAUAAAGGGUGCCUUGAACUUCAUUUUUGAAUAUAUUAAAGUAUUGGUUCUUCAAUGUUUCAUUUUCACAUGUUCUUUCAAAACAGGCUUUUAUUGUUCAAUGUAAAUGCAAUUGUCUUUUUCAGAAUUAUUUAACUAACAAACAGCACACUAAAGUAUUGCUUCUUCAUGUUGACUCAAAGGCACCAAAAUGGAAAUUAAUAAAAUAAUCUGAUUUUAUUGCAUGAUUCCACUCUUAGCACUUUAACUUUUUUUUGCCUGAAGAUAUGGAAUUAUUUGGAACUAUGUUGAUGUUUGCAAGACAUUGAAGCCUGUCCAGUGAAAGUUACUUAUAUGUCAUUGUUUUCAGGGCCAAUAAUACACAAUAAAGUUGGUAAUAAAAACUAGUGUUCAAUAUUUUCCUGAGCACAAAAGUAAUUGGAUUAAAUUAUUGUAAUGUAUGGUUGCAAACUAUUAGCUAUACACUGUACCUUGAAUUUCUGUUGGACUUGUUUUUAUCUAAAAAAAGGCUUGCUUAUAGAAAGUGUAUUUUUCAUGUUCUAUAAAUAUUCCAAAGGUGAAUGUAAGUGUUUCUGUGUAAAACUGGAAGGCAAAUUUAAAGUAAAUCUUUAAAUUUGUCUCACAAGAUAAGCCUAUUGUAGCCUUUUCUCCACCUAAAUUUCUCCCAACUGUUUCAGUACAUUUAGGACAGACGACAUCCAAGGGUCUAUCGAUUCUAACCUUUUGUUUUGUUUGCUUGUGGUUGUGGAACUUUAUUACAGCACCAACGCACCUUGCAGGUGUGGAUCACUAUAGGAGGACCUCACUACAGGCUGCACUGUGAAGUUACCUGAUGGACCUUAGAGAAGUACAAUAUGUGCUUAAUGCUGUUCUGUAAUAUCUGCAUAUGAAAGAUGUGAAUACUUUGUAAUUAAAGUCAAUCUUUCUUUAGAUUUA